Octopus bimaculoides (California two-spot octopus) is the source of this 3060-nucleotide messenger RNA. Its product is annotated as snake venom 5'-nucleotidase. Gene Ontology annotation, biological process: AMP catabolic process. NCBI's taxonomy places the organism in Eukaryota, Metazoa, Mollusca, Cephalopoda, Octopoda, Octopodidae. The record is from RefSeq and is a predicted model, not a curated record. Gene Ontology annotation, molecular function: 5'-nucleotidase activity; metal ion binding; nucleotide binding. Gene Ontology annotation, cellular component: plasma membrane.
CAUACAAAUGAUUCAAAAUAUACAUGUAUUACAUACACGCACAGAGAAAAGCGCUCAUACUUAAAAGAUUAUAGAAUGCACACACACAAACACAAGCACAUACACACCCGCACACAUGUAUAUAUACAUAUAUAUUAUAUUCAUUCUAUAGAUACUACAUUCACACUUUCUUCCACUCCACAACGGUGAACAGAGUGAGUACUUGGUGGUCGUCUUUUACAAGUUUAAGCUGUAAACAAACUUUGAGAGUUUCUUUAAAAAAAAGUUGAAGAAAAAAAGGUUGAAGAAAAAAAAAAAAUACUCUUGAAAAUUUAGAAAGAAAUGUCACCGUUUUGCUGUGAGUCACAGACUUCAAAACUACUACAACAACUUGGGUCAUUGUACAUUCUAACUCUGACCAUACAGACAGUUAUCAGUACAGGCUCUACGUCGUCUGAUCACCUCACUAUUCUACACACUAACGACUUUCACAGCAAAUUCCAGCAACUCAACAAGUAUUCCUCGCUCUGCAAGCAAAAAGAUAUUGAUGCCGGCCGUUGUUAUGGAGGUAUCGCACGGAUCGCUACCAAAGUUAAGGAAAUACGAGGACAGGAUCCCAAUGUUCUUCUACUGGAUGCCGGUGACCAAUUCCAAGGAAGCUUCUGGUUCCAUCAUUUUAAAGGAUACGCGUCAUCAUAUUUCAUGAAUGAGAUAAAAUACGAUGCCAUGUGUCUUGGUAACCACGAAUUUGAUGGUAAAAUAAGUGGACUUGCAACAUUUUUGAAAAACGUAACUUUCCCUGUUGUAUGUGCCAAUAUAAACGUGACUGGAAUCGAUGAAAUGCAACCAGUAGUUAAACGAAUCAAGUUAGACGUUGGAGGAUAUCAGGUUGGAAUCGUCGGAUACAUCACCGUUACCACUGCAGUUAUUUCUAAACCGGAUCCAAUUGUAUUUUUGGAUGAAGUGGAAAGCGUAAGACAGCAGGUGAAGGAACUUCAGAAAGAAGGUGUCGACCGUAUCAUAGCUUUAGGUCACGCAGGAAUUGAAAUGGAUAGGAAAAUUGCACAAGAAGUGAAGGGUGUUGAUAUUGUAAUCGGUGGUCACACUAAUACCUUUCUCUACAGUGGCGAUCCACCAUCAAUUGAGAAACCUGAAGGGAGCUACCCAGAAGUUAUUACACAGAAGGACGGUGAAAAAGCCCUGGUUGUCCAAGAAUUCGCUUUCGGAAAAUAUCUAGGAUACUUAAGAGUUGAAUUUGAUUCGAAAGGUCGAGUUAAAUCUUGGAGUGGAAAUCCAAUACUGUUGAAUAAUAGCGUAGAACAAGAUCCAGACAUCCUUUCGAAGAUGGAACCAUUUAUGAAUUCAAUAGAGCCGUCGAUGAAAACUGUUAUCGGUCAAAGUAGCGUGCUUCUCCUUGGCAGUAACUUGUGUCGUAAGGAGGAAUGUAAUUUAGGAAACCUUGUGGCCGAUUCCAUGGUAUUUUCGUACAUAGACUUCUCUGGGGAUGAUGCAUGGAGUUCAAAUGCCAUUUCGUUAGUAAAUGGCGGUGCUGUCAGAACAGCUAUUGAACCAGGAAAUAUUACUUACGCACACAUAGCCGAGGUUUUACCGUUUGAAAAUGUUAUUGACAUCGUCGAAGCAUCAGGAAAAUUGCUCUUAGAAAUACUUGAACACUCUGUGAAAGACUAUAAACCAACAAAUGGGAAAUUCCUGCAGGUGUCAGGAAUAAAAGUAAUCUAUGAUUUAUCCAAACCUAACGGUCAGCGUAUUGUCAGCGUGAAAGUUAGGUGUACCAAAUGCCUUGUUCCAGCCUACGAGAAUCUGCAGCUGAAGAAAAUUUAUAAAAUUAGCCUCAACGAUUUCUUAAUUAAUGGAGGAGACGGCUAUUCAAUGAUAAAGAACAACAUUAAAAACCGAUUGAUAACGGGUAUGGACGAGAACGAAAUGCUAAUUCAUUACUUGAAGCACUGUUCACCGGUGUUCAACGGUAUUGAAGGUCGUAUAACCAUGAAAAACGAAACCAUAGUUGAUGACAACGGAGCAACCACAAAUCGAAAACUCAACAUAAAAAUUUGGAUGAUGAUCAUUAUAUCUGUUGCCUUAACAAUGUUACAUGAAUCUCUAAAUUAAUACUCAAUAGUUUUGUUAUUGUUGUUGUUAUUAUUUGUUAAUGUAUGUCGUUAUAAUUGAUUGUUUAUUACUUUAAUGUCGUUAUUCUCAGUAAUUGUUAUUACUUCUGUUGUUGUUGUUGUUGUUGUUGUUAUUGUUGUUUGAUCUUCUGGUCAGCUCUGAAUAAGUAAGCCCAUAUUCAGACGAAUGCUAACCAUUAUCAUUACGCCUAAUUUUUUUUAUAAUGGUGAACAUUGAACUAUAUUACCCAGUAUGAACCAUUUUAAGACAGAACAAGACGAUACAACCCCUAGGUCAGUGUUUCUCAACCUAUUUUCCCUCCGGCCGCACUAUAACUUUCCAGAAAAAUGUCUGCCCCACCGGUGGCUGGAAAACAACUUUAUUUUCAAUAUUUCAUAAUUAUAUACUUUCCUUCAAGAAAUAUCCACACUAAAGAAUUAGAAUAGCUCUAUACUGUAGCAAACAGACAUCAUACAGUAUGCUUUACCGGAGGGAUUAGUUUGGCUAAGCUGAGUAUAGGUGUUGUACGCUUGCUAUGACAAAAAAUUUUCACAAUUCUAUGCUCCCCCACCACCACCACCAACAAAGGAAAACAUUUAGAUCCUACACUCUACCGCAAUUUUCCCAGGACCUACAAGUAAGGUGUAUGCCCCACGUUGGGAAUCAUUGCUCUAGGUGGUCAUUCAAUUAACUAUAAAUAACAGUAAAAUUGCUACACCCUACCGUCUUUGAAUACAUUGAUAUAGUUCGGUGUUCACCACUCUUGAAAAGAAGACGUAGUAAUCACUAAAAAUAUUGUUGUUGGUGUUAUUCAAUAACACGUUUUCUUCAUUUUUGCAUACAUUUUCCGCACAAUUAACCUUUAUUUCCAGUUAAAUAUUUUAUGUGCAACACGUGCAUAUGCGCACGUGCGUUUAUCUACGUGGGCGCGUGUGUAUGCAUAUAAACAUU